UUGCCCAGGUCUGCCCUGCUCGUCCAGCUGGCCACGGCUAGGCCUCGACCCAUCAAGGCCAGGCCCCUGGACUGGAGGGUGCAGUCCAAGGACUGGCCCCACGCCGGCCGCCCGGCCCAUGAGCUGCGCUACAGCAUCUACAGAGACCUGUGGGAGCGAGGCUUCUUCCUCAGCGCGGCUGGCAAGUUCGGGGGCGACUUCCUGGUCUAUCCUGGUGACCCGCUCCGCUUCCAUGCCCACUACAUCGCCCAGUGCUGGGCUCCUGGGGACCCCAUCCCACUCCAGGACCUGGUGUCUGCCGGCCGCCUGGGAACCAGCGUCAGAAAGACGCUGCUCCUCUGUUCUCCGCAGCCUGAUGGUAAGGUGGUCUACACCUCCCUGCAGUGGGCCAGCCUGCAGUGAACUCCAGAGACUUACAGGGCGUGGCUGUGUCUGGGGCGAGAGCCUUUCUACAUGGUCCCAAGUUCAUCUCUGUGUGGGAGACUAGAACACCUUCCUACCUCUGCCUACGGCUAGUUUUUGAUUCCAGAUUUAUAAACACUACAUCCUCCUUGUGUCCCUCCAUGUUUCAAAGCACUUACUGGCUGUGUUGUUUUUGUAGUUACUUAUUUCCAAACUGUGAGCUUCUUGAGAGUGAAGACUCGGUUUGAUUCAUCUCUGUUUUCUACAGGGCUCAGGUCCCAAGAGAUCUCAAUAAACUUGUUGAAUAAA
Myotis brandtii (Brandt's bat) is the source of this 711-nucleotide messenger RNA. It is a transcript of the gene TSEN34, whose product is annotated as TSEN34 tRNA splicing endonuclease subunit. Gene Ontology annotation, molecular function: nucleic acid binding; tRNA-intron lyase activity. Gene Ontology annotation, biological process: tRNA-type intron splice site recognition and cleavage; tRNA splicing, via endonucleolytic cleavage and ligation. Lineage: Eukaryota; Metazoa; Chordata; Mammalia; Chiroptera; Vespertilionidae. The record is from RefSeq and is a predicted model, not a curated record. The annotation marks the transcript as partial. The transcript has 2 exons.